AUGGCGUUGUCCUUGUCGAACUUCUUGUACGCAAUACUCGCAACCAGCGGCCAUGUGUUGGCCGUCUACGCGGACACAGUGACCUUCAACUGGAACAUUACAUGGGUGAGAGCGAACCCAGAUGGUAUGGCCGAAAGACCUACCAUUGGCAUCAACGGGCAAUGGCCGCUGCCGCUUCUGAACAUCACAAAAGGCGACAAUAUUGUCGUGCACCUGAAUAACAUGUUGGGCAAUCAAAGCACGAGCAUGCACUUCCACGGAAUGUUCCAAAACGGCACCAACGAGAUGGAUGGUCCUGUUGGAGUGACACAGUGCGAUGUGCCUCCAGGCUCGUCCUUCACCCUCAACUUUACCGUUGACCAGCCCGGGACGUACUGGUAUCACUCGCACACGCGCGGACAGUACCCCGAUGGCCUACGUGGUCAACUCGUCGUCUAUGACCCAGAGAACCCGUACCUCGGGCAGUACGACGAGGAGGUCGCUCUCACACUUUCUGACUGGUACCACGACGAGAUGCCAGGACUACUUGCCAGCUUCAUCAACUACAAGAACCCCACUGGCGCUGAGCCUGUACCGGACUCGGCGCUCAUGAACGAUACCCAGAACCUUACCUUUGCUGUUCAGCCUGGCAAGACGUAUUUCUUCCGUUUGACGAACAUCGGCGCAUUUGCAGGGCAGUACUUCUGGAUUGAGGGACAUACCAUGAGGAUCAUCGAGGUGGAUGGUGUCUAUACCGAGCCGGCUGAGGCGGACAUGAUCUACCUCACGGCUGCGCAGAGGUAUGGAUUCCUUGUCACGAUGAGGAAUGACAGUUCCGCGAACUUUGCAAUGACUGGUAGCAUGGACACUGAUCUCUUCGAUACACUACCGCCAACUCUCAACGCCAACGUUACCGGGUGGCUGGUGUACAACAACGCUGCACCUAAGCAAAGUGCGGCUCUCCUCGAUGCGUUUGAACCGUUCGAUGACUUCACGCUCAUACCGCAGGACGGCAUGAGUCUCUACGAGCAAGCCGACUAUACGGUAAGCCUUGAUCUGACAAUGAACAACCUCGGAGACGGCGCAAACUACGCUUUCUUCAACGACAUCACGUACACGGCUCCCGUCGUACCGACACUCUACAGCGCACUAACCACUGGAGCCAACGCAUCGGACGUCACAGUUUACGGCGGCUACACCAACAGCUACGUCCUGCAAAAGGAUGAUAUUGUGGACAUUGUGCUCAACAAUGACGACGCAGGCAAGCACCCCUUCCACCUUCACGGUCACAACUUUCAAGCGAUUGUGAGAAGCGAGGAUGAUUGGGGUCACUAUGACCCAAACAAUCACUCCGCAUUCCCAGCGACGCCAAUGCGUCGCGAUACCCUCAUGGUAAGGCCUCAGGGUAACUUUGUUGUACGCUUCAAGGCGGACAAUCCAGGCGUCUGGUUCUUCCACUGUCACAUUGACUGGCAUCUUGCCAGCGGUCUAGCUGCGACAUUGAUCGAGGCGCCACUCGAGAUGCAGAAGACGUUGUCCAUUCCACAGAACCACUACGACGUCUGUCGUGCGGCUGGGGUGCCCGUUGCUGGGAAUGCCGCCGGUAACACGGUCAAUGUCCUGGACCUGGAGGGCGAGAACGAGAUGGUGCACCCACUGCCAGCCGGCUUCACGGCGAAGGGCAUUGUGGCGUUAGUGUUCAGCUGCAUUAGCGCUUUCUUGGGUAUGGCAGUCAUUGCUUGGUACGGCGCGGCACCGCUCAGUUCAGCGGAGCUCGCAUCUGCAAAGCGAUUUAUUGCGAAGCACGGAGGUAGCACGAAUUAA
Baudoinia panamericana UAMH 10762 is the source of this 1803-nucleotide messenger RNA. RefSeq lists its product as uncharacterized. Gene Ontology annotation, molecular function: copper ion binding; ferroxidase activity. The transcript is spliced from 4 exons. The record is from RefSeq and is a predicted model, not a curated record. Gene Ontology annotation, biological process: reductive iron assimilation; cellular response to iron ion starvation. Lineage: Eukaryota; Fungi; Ascomycota; Dothideomycetes; Mycosphaerellales; Teratosphaeriaceae. Gene Ontology annotation, cellular component: high-affinity iron permease complex. Bases 1 to 1803 code for a protein of 600 amino acids.